GGGGCUGAAGUCGCGAAGCUGGAGACAGGGACAGAACAGCUACCCAGGGCAAUUAGACCCUGCUCUGGAGACAGGAAGCCACAGGUCAGCCGGAGAGCUGGACACACUCAGACACUGCAGCUCCCGCUCCACAGCAAGCACCUGCACAGAGGAGCCCUGAGGAUGGCGCAUCUGCUGGGCAGCCAGGCCUGCAUGGACAACCUGCGCAGGGAUCUCACCGACCUGCAGGGCGCCAUCGUGGACGUCUUCUCCCGAGCUGGGCCUGUGCGCUUCCCCUCCUGGAAGUUCCCAGACCGCGUGGCCUGCGACCUAGACAUGGUGGCCCUGCUGGAGCACUAUGACCAUGUGCCCGGUGACCCCGAGUUCACACAGCUGUCCCAUGCCGUGCUGCUGGAGCUGGUCAUCGACAGGCUUCUGCUGCUGCUUCAGAGCUGUGCUAGCUACCUGGAGAACCUUGGCUCAGUGCAGAUGCUGCCCCCGGUCCAGGCCUCCGGCCCUUGCAUGUCAGUGGGGCUCACAGUUCGGCGCUUCUGGAACAGCCUGCUGAGGGUGGGCAUGCUCUACCAAAAGGUGGCUCCCCAGAGGACCAACCAGGGGGAGACCCCUACAUCCAAGCCCAUGGCCAAGGGCGAGCCAGCCAGGAGCCCUGAACUUAUGACUGCCAAGCCUAUCGAGCCGCCUUCCCCGACACCAGGCUUGUCCCAGCCCUGCCAAGAGUCUGACACUGCCCCUGCCAGAGCCCCACCAGAGCGUGCGGCCAGAACUGCCGAGAGCACCCGGAGUGUUCACUGCCAGACAGUUGAGACAGCCCUGGUGCCCUGUGACGCGUGUACCAGCGUCCAGGGCAGCCUUCGGGAGGUGGGCAAGGUGGUCAUCAGCCUGUGUCAGAGCCAGAACCUGCCUUCGUCCUUAGGCCAGUUCCAGCAGCUAGUGCAGGACAGCAUGGGGCUCCGGCCGCUGCCGGCCGCCACUGUGGGCCGGUGGGUGGCAGAGCAGAACAAAGACCUGCUGCGCCUCAGUAAGCACGUGGGGGCCCUCACUCAGCUGGUCGGGCCCCUCAGGGCCCAGCUGGAGGAGGCCGAGGGGCAGAAGGACGGCCUGAGACAGCAGCUGGGGGAGUUGGAGCAGGCGCUGCAGCAGGAACAGGGGGCGAGACGGCGGCAGGCCGAGGAGGCCAAACAGCACUUGGCUGAGCGGGAGAGCGACAGACAGCAGCUGCUUGCAGAAACAAGUGACCUCAAGACAAAGGUGGCCAUGCUGGAGGGGGAGCUGGAGGAAAAGCAGGCGUCCACGCAGGCCAUUGAGGCCACGGCCCAGCAGUUGAAGGGUGAGGCUGAGCGCCGGGUGACAGCAGAGAAGCAGGUGCAGCAGCUGGAGGGACAGGUGAAGCUUCUGGCAGGGCGGCUGGACGAGGCCAGCCAGCAGAUCCGCUGGGCCAGCACAGAGCUGGACAAAGAGAAGGCCCGUGUUGACAGCAUGGUCCGCCACCAGGAGUCCCUGCAGGCCAAACAGAGAGCCCUACUGCAACAGCUGGACAGCCUGGACCAGGAGCGUAAGGAGCUGCAGGGCAGCCUGGCCGAGGCCGAGGCCCAGCGGGCCCAGGUGGAGGAACAGCUACAGAGCCUGCAGACUGAGGGAGCGCAGGGGCAGUGCCAGCUCCUCGCCCAGCAGGAGCUGCUGCAGAGCCUCCAGCGGGAGAAGCAGGGCCUGGAGCAGGCAACAACGGACCUGCGACUGACCAUCUCAGAGCUGGAGCGGGAGCUGCUGGAGCUGAAGGAGCGGGAGCGGCUGCUGGUGGCCUUCCCGGACCUGCACCAGCCCCUUGAGGCACAGAUCCAAAGCUCUGGCAACGUCACAGAAGACAUGGAGAGGCAGGUGCAGGCCAACAGCAUCCGCAUCCGGGUCCUGCAGGAGGAGAACGGGCGGCUCCAGGCCAUGCUGUCCAAAAUCCAGGAGGUGGCCCAGCAGGGGGGCCUCCAGCUGAUACCCCAGGACCAGCUCUGGUCCCCUCUUGCCAAAGGAACCCUAGCAACAGGCCACCCAGCCGAGGCCCGCAGAGCCUCCCCAGGGUCCCUGGGCAGGCGCCCCCCACCGGGCAGCAGAAGGAGCAGUGCAGGCAGGACCCUGCCAGGCCAGCGGCGAGCAUCCCCAUCUCAGCAGCCCGGCAGCCAGCCCAGCAAGCCCCCCCUGGAGGAUGUGCCCCACUCCGCCAUCUGCUCCCAGAACCCCAUCCGAGCCUUGGCCAGGCUGAGGAGGAGACUGUCGCCGUGCCGGAGCCAGGCCGGCUCCACCCACCAGCCCCAGGAACGGCGCACAUAGCUGGCCACCCACCUGUCUAAUAAAGCCCGGGCCAUCUGCUCACUGCCA
This is a messenger RNA of Echinops telfairi (small Madagascar hedgehog), 2367 nucleotides long. RefSeq names its product coiled-coil domain containing 157 (gene CCDC157). The transcript is spliced from 12 exons. The record is from RefSeq and is a predicted model, not a curated record. NCBI's taxonomy places the organism in Eukaryota, Metazoa, Chordata, Mammalia, Afrosoricida, Tenrecidae. Bases 163 to 2319 code for a protein of 718 amino acids.